AUGUCUGAGCGCUACGACUGCUGGGAGUGUAAGGACUCCCUGCUGGGGCAGAAGUACAUCCUGAGGGAGGAACAGCCGUACUGCAUCAAGUGCUACGAGGGACUUUUCUCCAGCAUCUGCGAAUUGUGCAACAAGCUCAUCAGCUGCACCAGCAAGGAUCUGUCCUACAAGGACCGCCACUGGCACAGCGAGUGUUUCCUGUGCAACACUUGCAGCCGAUCGCUCGUCGAUCGACCCUUUGCCGCCAAGAACGACCUGCUGAUGUGCAUAGAGUGCUACUGCACCGAGUACUCCGCUAAAUGCCAUGCCUGCCUGAACACCAUCAUGCCAGGUGAGAGAACUGGCACCAAGAAGAUGGAGCACAAAGGCAACAGUUGGCACGAGAAGUGUUUCGUCUGCAGCAGCUGCCAGCAGCCCAUCGGCACCAGGAGCUUUGUGAAGAAGGAAGGCAGCAACUACUGCCUGCCAUGCUACGAGAAGCAGUUUGCUCUGAAGUGUGUUCACUGCAAGAAGGCCAUUAUCGCUGGAGGGGUGAGCUACCAGGACCAGUCAUGGCACAAGGAAUGCUUCGUUUGUAUCGGGUGCAAGAUGCAGCUGGCUGGCCAGAGAUUCACCUCUCGGGAUGACUUGGCCUACUGCCUCGAGUGCUUCUGCAACCUGUUCGCCAAGAAAUGUGCCCACUGCACCAAACCGAUCAGUGGUCUUGGAGGCAGCAAGUACAUCUCGUUUGAUGAGCGCCAGUGGCACAACAACUGCUUCAACUGCAAAAAGUGCAACGAGUCUCUGGUUGGUCGAGGUUUCCUGACGUUCAGCGAUGAUAUCUACUGUCCCGACUGCGGUAAAGACCUGUGAGGGACCUGCAGCAGCACGAGGGAGCAACAUUGUUUUUUAAUGUGACAUUUGUUGCAUUAUUUAUACCAUUUAUCAAACAUUAAUGUGCAUGUAGUACUGAUACGUGAUACAAAUAUUCAUACCACAAUGUAUUUUCCUUUAGGAAUGUAAGUCCUUGUGUAAUUUUUUGACAAGUUCUUACAAAAGCAUGAGACGUUUUAAUAGAGAGCA
Messenger RNA from Nematolebias whitei (Rio pearlfish), 1062 nucleotides. RefSeq names its product four and a half LIM domains protein 2-like. Gene Ontology annotation, cellular component: Z disc; nucleus. The record is from RefSeq and is a predicted model, not a curated record. Bases 1 to 852 code for a protein of 283 amino acids. Lineage: Eukaryota; Metazoa; Chordata; Actinopteri; Cyprinodontiformes; Rivulidae. The transcript has 5 exons. Gene Ontology annotation, molecular function: transcription coregulator activity.